ACCAAACGACCAUCAUCUCAACCAUCGUCUCCCUCUGCCCCUACUCAACCCCCCGUUUACAUUCAUAUCCAGCUCCAUCCUUAUAUCAUCACAUAAUCAAUCAUGCCUGAAUCAUCCCGCGAAGACUCCGUCUACCUCGCCAAGCUCGCAGAGCAGGCAGAGCGUUAUGAAGAAAUGGUUGAGAACAUGAAACAGGUGGCAUCAUCCGACCAGGAAUUGACUGUUGAAGAGCGCAAUCUUCUAUCUGUUGCAUACAAGAACGUCAUCGGUGCUCGUCGUGCUUCGUGGAGAAUUGUCUCGUCAAUCGAGCAGAAGGAAGAGUCCAAGGGUAAUGAGGCACAGGUCGCCAUGAUCAAGACAUACCGGGAGAAGAUCGAGCAAGAACUUGCAAAGAUCUGCGAGGACAUUCUGGAUGUCCUCGACAAGCACCUCAUCCCUUCCGCCGCUUCGGGAGAGUCGAAGGUCUUCUACCACAAGAUGAUGGGUGACUACCAUCGUUACCUUGCAGAAUUCGCUACCGGCGAUAAGCGCAAAGUUAGCGCUGACAAGUCUCUGGAGGCUUACAAGGCUGCUUCUGAUGUCGCUGUCACGGAACUCCCACCAACGCACCCCAUUCGUCUCGGUCUUGCCCUUAACUUCUCUGUAUUCUACUACGAGAUCCUCAACAGCCCUGACCGUGCAUGCCACCUUGCUAAGCAAGCAUUCGAUGAUGCUAUUGCUGAACUUGAUACACUCUCGGAGGAGAGCUACAAGGAUUCGACACUCAUUAUGCAAUUGCUACGGGACAAUCUGACGCUCUGGACUUCGGACAUGCAAGACUCUGACAAGCCCUCGGAAUCGAAGCAGGAAGCCGAUGAUGGUCCUUCGGAGGAUAAUUAAGUAGUGUGUUAGUAGUUCAUAUUCUUGAUAUUUGCGUGUUCGUUCUUUCGGCCAACUCACUUCGGUGUCUGAUAACUCGCUAGAGAUAUGGCUGCGUGGCUUGUUACCAUCAUUAUCUGCAUUCUUUUUCUCAUCAUUUCAUCCCACACCUCUUUUCUGGCAAACUUUCAUGUCUUCUCUAUUAUCGCGUAGUUUUACUUUCGUCCUGUCACAUAUCUCAGCGCCUAUAGAAGGUGCAUGUAAGUAACAUUGAAAGCUUAAACUUCAAUGCGAAUAGUAAACUUGCUGCGAAGAGAUUACACUGCAGU
Molecule: messenger RNA, 1187 nt
Organism: Serpula lacrymans var. lacrymans S7.9
Lineage: Eukaryota; Fungi; Basidiomycota; Agaricomycetes; Boletales; Serpulaceae
Exons: 6
Coding region: 103-879 (258 amino acids)
Biological process (GO): signal transduction
Cellular component (GO): cytoplasm
Source: RefSeq, a predicted model, not a curated record